CGCAAACUCCAAAGUUCCAGCUGUAAACUUCCGGCGUGAAGGUGAUGCACGUGAAAACGUUCUCACCCUGGAAAAAACAGUAGUGAUAGCUAGACGAUAGCCUUAAUGGCUCAUCGAAAGGAAGUGCUGUCUUUGUAUAGAAGAAUCCUACAACUAGCAAGAACUUGGGAAUCUGUGACAGCUGAUCCAAAGACAACAGCAGAUGAGAAACAAUUUAUCAAAGAUGAGGCAAAACAAUUAUUUCGCAAAAACAAAUUUAUAUCAGAUGAAAAAGAAAUUAAAGACUGCAUGAAGGAAGCAGAGACAAGAAUAGAAAUGGCAUUGCAUUAUAAAAUCCCUUAUGCAAGAAUGGUGAAUUUUCCCCAGCAUUCUGUAUUGCCUCCUGGUCCUGGAAGAAAGAAAGGGAAAUUGGAUAAAAAACUUAUUCAGCAGUCUAAACCAAUUUAUGUUAAAUCCUUAGAUCCAGAUAAAAGCUAGCAGUGUUUAAUAAGGGUUUUCUUUUCAACGUGGAAAGCCUUGAGUAAGAGUGCUUCCAUAUUUAUAUUGUAUUUAUUAUACGAGGCAUUGAUAAAGACUCUUAAAGAAUGAAGAAUGAGCCUACAGUGUGAUGUGUGUACUUUCAUUAUUUUGCCCAAGGAGGUGAUAUAUGAGAAACUUGUGACAAGAAAAAUUGGAAAAUGUUUUCAUGUUUGAGUUCUGAAACCAGCAUGCCAUAAGCUAGGUAUUAUAUAAGUCAAUGUAACAGUUUUGUUGUACUAAGUAAUAUGCCAGUUUGCAUCACAUCUGGCAGGAUCUCUGUUACGAAAUGCAAAAAAGUGCUUAUGAAUUUUUUUCAUCUAAGGACCUUUUUUGUGUGUGUGUGGGGGGGGGGGUGCAAUUAAAUAUUUACUGUAUGUACCGUAUUCUGUGCGAAGAACAUGAAAAGAUGUAACUUAAGUAAUCCAGUAUUUUAUUUGCAGAACUUAAAUCCUCAUUUGUAUCUAAAAAGAUAUUACAUUUGCAUUCUCAUGAAGUUUUGAUGUACUCCAUGCAUAUGGAUGCAGGAUAAAGUAAUGUUGCUUUUAUGGCAUCUGAACACCGGGAGCACCAUCUGGUGGCAAUAUGACCCACAUGUACUGAUAUUCUUUGAUCAUUUUUUGAAUUGAAUGAGGAGCAUUGCAACUGUUAUUUUGAUUCUGUUUCCCAAUCAUAACAAUUAGCCUGGAUUUUUGUAGAUGAGUCACCAGGUGUUCUGUAUCGUAAUGAAAUGUUAAAACUCACUGAAUUAUAAAUCAGACAUGAGCCUAGGUUUCCAA
Lingula anatina is the source of this 1295-nucleotide messenger RNA. RefSeq names its product LYR motif containing protein 1. The record is from RefSeq and is a predicted model, not a curated record. NCBI's taxonomy places the organism in Eukaryota, Metazoa, Brachiopoda, Lingulata, Lingulida, Lingulidae. Gene Ontology annotation, cellular component: mitochondrion.